AUGCCGAAUGUAAAUGUGAAAUGGGGCAAAGAAAAGUAUCAAGUUUUACUCGAUUUUGAUGAACCACCACUUGUAUUCAAAUCCCAACUAUUUGCUCUUACUGGAGUACCUCCUGAUCGCCAAAAAGUUGUCGUUAAGGUUAGUUUGCUUGAAAGUUGGCUUUUCAAUCUUAUUAUUAUGAGGGAAGCAGCGGAAAAUGAGGAGAAAUCUGUCAAACUGCCAAACGGGUUGAAAAAUCUUGGCAAUACCUGCUACAUGAAUUCAGUUCUUCAAAGUUUCAAGGUAAACUAUUAUGGUUCGGUUAACUGUUUAAUCAAAUUUCAGCUUUCUUGCUUCUUAUCACAAGAGGUUAGGUAUAUUCAAAGUGGGAUCAAAGAGAAGCUCUCUGGAGAAAUCGAAAAAACAAGUAAUGUACUUGGACGAAAUGCCAAAUGGGAGCGACAUGUACUUAUUGAUCGUCUGCCAGCCUAUGUUUCUGUACAAAUGGUCCGUUUCUUCUACAAGGAAUCAAGCCAGGUGAACGCAAAAAUCUUGAAAGACGUGAAGUUCCCAUUAAUUCUCGACCUAUGUGAUAUUUGUACGCCAGCAUUGCAAGAACGGUUACGUCCAAUGCGAGCCGCUGUGAAGAAAGAAGAGGACGCUAAAAUCGAACGUAUGCGAAAGCACAAGAUCGAUGGCACGGAUCCAAAGGAUGUUGAAGAUGACGGAAAGCCAUUGCCGUUUUCAUUCCCUGAUGAUGAAGGGAGCAAUAACUCUGGAUUCUACGAAUUGAAAGCCGUAAUAACUCAUAAAGGUCGGUCUUCGAAUUCGGGACAUUACGUCGCUUGGGUUCGCCUAGCUGAAGACAAAUGGGCUAUGUGUGAUGACGAACACGUAUCACCUGUGCUGAGGUUGUCGGGUGGAGGUGAUUGGCAUUGUGCAUAUGUCCUACUCUAUGGACCACGUAUAGUGAAGGAAUAUCCCGAGCUGAAGGAGGAAAAAGAGAAUGUAGUGGAACAAACAAAGGAAAUGGAAACUAUGCAAACGAACUGA
This is a messenger RNA of Haemonchus placei, 1032 nucleotides long. Lineage: Eukaryota; Metazoa; Nematoda; Chromadorea; Rhabditida; Trichostrongylidae. The record is from the annotation of a GenBank genome assembly.